GCCGGGUCGCUGCUUGCGCCGCAGUCCCCGAGGGGGAAAAACAAGACGAGCGUGGCUGGGCUGAGCCGGGCCAGAGCAUCCUCCGCCGCGGCAGGACGACGAGACCCUCCGGCUCCGAAGGAAGUUUGUGACUGGACUUGGAGUGGAUACAUGCUGAUAGCAUGAUGGAAGAGACAGAAAAAUUUUCAUCUCUCAAUUCACUGACUAAAUACUAUCCAGUUAAGGAAUCUGACAAAACUGAUCAAAGUGGCGAAGCACAAAGGAAUGAAGGAAACCAAGGAACAAUGCAACUGAAAAAAGAAAUCUCUCUUAUUAAUGGGAUCAGCUUAAUAGUAGGAAACAUGAUUGGGUCAGGUAUCUUUGUUUCCCCCAAAGGAGUACUUAACCACAGUACAUCAUAUGGAUUGUCGCUAGUAAUUUGGGCAAUUGGGGGCCUUUUUUCAGUCAUUGGUGCCCUCUGCUACGCUGAACUUGGAACUACUAUCACUAAGUCAGGCGCCAGUUAUGCAUAUAUCUUGGAGGCCUUUGGAAGCUUCAUUGCCUUUAUACGCCUGUGGACUUCACUGCUGAUCAUUGAGCCAACCAGUCAAGCAAUUAUUGCCAUAACUUUUGCCAACUACAUAGUGCAACCAGUCUUCCCUUCUUGUCAGCCUCCUUAUGUUGCUUGUCGACUUAUUGCAGCUGCCUGUAUAUGUCUCUUAACGUUUGUAAAUUGUGCCUAUGUUAAGUGGGGAACCAGGGUGCAGGAUGCAUUCACCUAUGCCAAAGUCACUGCCCUUAUUGUCAUCAUCGUAACAGGAGUUGUUAAACUAUGCCAGGGAUACUCACAACACUUUCAGGACUCUUUUGAGGGAUCAUCUUGGAACCUUGGGGGCAUUUCUCUUGCACUUUACUCUGCCUUGUUCUCAUACUCAGGUUGGGACACCCUUAAUUUUGUAACUGAAGAAAUAAAAAAUCCAGAAAGGAACCUGCCACUGGCGAUUGCAGUUUCUAUGCCAAUUGUGACAAUUAUCUACAUUUUGACCAAUGUAGCUUACUACACAGUUCUGGAUAUUAAUGCUAUACUUUCUAGCGAUGCAGUGGCAGUGACAUUUGCUGAGCAAGUGUUCGGAGUAUUCAGUUGGUUCAUUCCAAUUGCUGUUGCCUUCUCUUGUUUUGGUGGACUCAAUGCUUCUGUUUUAGCAUCAUCUAGGCUGUUCUUUGUUGGAUCCAGGGAGGGUCACCUACCUGACCUCUUGUCAAUGAUCCAUAUAGGAAGGUUUACACCAGUUCCUGCACUUCUCUUCAAUUGUUCUAUGAGCCUGAUAUACUUGAUCGUAGAAGAUGUCUUCCAGCUUAUUAACUACUUCAGCUUCAGCUACUGGUUUUUCGUGGGACUAUCAAUUGCUGGGCAGCUCUACCUCCGGUGGAAAGAACCAGAUCGGCACAGGCCACUCAAGUUGAGCCUGUUUUUCCCGAUAUUCUUCUGCAUAUGCUCAGUAUUUCUGGUGGUUGUGCCACUCUAUAGUGACACUAUUAAUUCCCUGAUUGGUAUUGGAAUUGCGCUCUCUGGGAUUCCAGUGUACUUCAUGGGAGUCUACUUGCCUGUUUCCAAAAGACCUCCUUUUGUCGGCAAAAUUUUAGGUGCUGUCACUCGAGCCACUCAGCUGCUUUGUUACUGUGUUCUGACAGAAAUGGAUACAUCUGAAGAAACACUAGAGACCAAGUCUCAAUAGAGAUGCAAGUGACUAAAACACCAAACUAGCUAUGGAAGAGCCCAUGGGCCUGCAAUGUGGGCACACGGGAAGAAAGAUUGGAAUCAAGACUGUUUCCCACCCCCCCAUCCUCAACAGGGGCUCUUGCCCAGAUCAUACUGUGUCAUGAUCUAGGGUUGAGUUUUGGAGUGUGUGUGGUGUUUUUUUUUUGUAAACUUUUUGAAAGGUCAGCCUUCUCAGGCAUAGGACUCAUCUUGAAAAAUAAGGAAUGUUUCUUUGAAAGCAAACAGAGCAUUCUUAAUCAAAGUUCAGAAAUUUGGUUAACUUGAAUUUUGAACAGCAUGGCAAUAACAUUUUAUUUAUUUCUAUCUGUUUUUACCUGUUCCAAGCCAGUUUAAAAGGCACCAACAAAUCUUUCCAACCUGUGUGAGGUAAAUUUUGACUGCAGACCUCUUUGGACUGAUGGUCUGUAGCAAGUGUUCCAUCCCAGGUUGAAUUUAGCAUAAAAUUAUAUUGCUGUUAUGAACUCGUCUACCAGCAGAGUAUUCGUAUAUGGCUUAGUGUAUGUAUGGGCUAUAGAAUUCUUGCUCUGAUGGUGCUAUUCAACACUUGCACACAAACAUUUUUUUAUUAGACAGGUACAGUCAAAGUUAAUUUUAUUAAUGCUGAAAAACAAUCUGGCAGGUGGUGUUUGGGUAGUUCACUUGGAACCUCUGAAGUAGUGUAUAAUAGGUCUUUAAAUACUUCAAAAGGCUGACACCAGAGCAGGAAUUGGUUGUCAGUUUGCAUUCUUUGUUCAGCGCUAUUUAUUCUAUAGUUACUAAUGACUGCUUAUCAGAGACCUUUCCUAUAUUUAAAUACUUUUUUAAUAUAUACAGAAGAACUGUUCGGCAGUACCAAGACUAGAAUUGGCUAGUUUGGUAUGUGGGUCUGUGAGAAAGGGGGUGAAAAUUUAUCCUUUAAGUACUUAUAUACUGUGCAAACUCUUAUAUGCCGAGUUCACAAAAAUAUUUUUCAUGCACCUGGCUUCCCCAAGAUGUUAAUGUGAAAAAAAUUAGAAAUGACUACACUCCAGAAGGCAGGGGGGAUCAGAACUUUAAAAGCAACCAAAAACUUGACUCUUCUGUUAGAACUUAAGAAUUGGAUAUUUUUGUCCCUCUUUUCCUUAGCACUCCUUGGUAACUUUAGUUACAAACCCCAUUUUGUCCACUUGCACUAAUUUUCCACUGCAGUGUGCCCGCCUCUAACCUACAAGGGAAGCACUGCACCAGGAAACUGACAGUACCAGUGCACUGCAAUGAAGGCAGUGUAUCUCUGUUUUCCCCAAAGAAAGCCUCUCUGAUACAGCUUGAGUUACCCAUGGCAGCAGCAACUGGAAGAGUCUUGAGCGAGGUUUUGCCUUGUCUCCUUCCAUUUAUGAUGGUGAGGCUCUCUGCCUUUUGAGGGACAGGUGCCACUGCAACAUUAAGACCAGAGACUCUGUGGUCUCUGUCAUUACCACCAAGUAAUGGUCAUCAUUACCACCAAGCCAAGCUUCAUAAUCACAUCUUACUUGGUGUUCUGUACAGAGUGUGAAAGGAACACCCUCAUAUUGUAAGCACAGCCUGGCUUCUUUUGUGCAGUCACCCUUGAAGGGCUGAGCCUGGCUGCGGAAAUGGGCAAGGAGGCAGAACCCAAGUAGUUUGUCUUUUGGUGGCAAGCUCAUCCUCUGGGGAUGCGUGUGUGUGUGGAAUGUUUGUUUCUCCGUUCUCUCCCCCCUUCAUGUAGAUUGUCAGCUGCACCAUAGGGUGAAAUAGUAAUUUAAAAAAUCUGAAUGCUGAGAUGAAGCAAGGUUCCCCUAACACCAUGGACAGCUUUUGUAGGCAGUGGAACCAAUUGUGUGUGGGUUUUUUUAAAAAUGAAUAUUCCUCCCAAAUUUGCCAUAGUUGAGGAGAUACAAAUACAGUUGUGCAUCAUUUUUAUAAAAGGGGAAUUAAUAUAGCUGGUGCUUGGAAGCAUAACUGUCCAAAUGUCCUAUUUUUGAUUCUGUGGGAAGAACUCAACAUUGCACAAGCAAGGCUUAUGUUUGUGACAAAGUGGGGUUGUCACUAUUUUGGGUGCUUUGAUGUAGCUGGAUUUAUAAUUUAACCUGUCUAGAUAUUAGUUACUAAUUUGUAACAAUAGAAGAUGACUGUUCUUUUGACCCUGUCUCACAGAAACAUUGUCUCAAAAGGAAUUGUGUCAAUCUUGGGUCUUACUUCUAAUACAGGAAAUCUGUGAUUAAGGCUGCAAUUGUUAGUAAGCUUUCCUGGGAAUAAGCCCCACUGAAUAAGAUAGGACUUGAUUUAGGAGUAGAUCUGCUUAUGAUUGCAAAGUGUUUUUCUUAAGCAUCUGUGUGGGGCUGCUGAUUUGACUCCAGUGUCUGUGUGUGUCAAGGGGGACAAUAAGAUUGUUUUCUUCCACAGGGAUAAUGGUAGCUCUGAUGAGCGGGGAGGGGAGCUUGAUAUAAAGGAUCCCUCCACAACCUUUUAAAUAAUGCACUUCAACCUAUCUUGCCCUUUAGGUUCUGAUGGAAUCCAAACUGCUUAUUACAUUAGAAGUACAGUAAAAGAGCAGUCUGUUAGAGAUUAUAUAAUCCAUAAUGUUCCCCAAACACUUUGUUUCAUCUUAGCAUGUAAAAGUGAUGUUCAUGUGUAUGAACUUUCGUUUCAAUCAUUAUCACACUCUGUUACAGUGGAACUGUUAUAAAAAGUCUGCAUUGGAUAGUUCCAGAGAUGUCCAGUUGAUUGUAACAAGAGUGUCUGCUUUAGCACUGUGAUGUGUAAGGAACGCAGGGAGGGGUAUGAAUAAUUAACUUCCACUAUGUGGAAAUAAAAUGAUGAGAAUCUGG
Heteronotia binoei (common prickly gecko) is the source of this 4563-nucleotide messenger RNA. It is a transcript of the gene SLC7A6, whose product is annotated as solute carrier family 7 member 6. The coding region runs from base 162 to 1715 and encodes 517 amino acids. Gene Ontology annotation, cellular component: membrane. Lineage: Eukaryota; Metazoa; Chordata; Lepidosauria; Squamata; Gekkonidae. Gene Ontology annotation, molecular function: L-amino acid transmembrane transporter activity. The record is from RefSeq and is a predicted model, not a curated record. The transcript has 10 exons. Gene Ontology annotation, biological process: amino acid transmembrane transport.